AUGAGUGAAAGUAUUACUACCACCAAUAUGUCAUCUGAUGAAUUUGUUGAUGCAACAGAAGAUCAUGACCAACAAGAAGAACACCAACAAGAAGAACAUAACCAACAAGAAGAAGAAGAACAGGAACAAGUGGAACAAGAUAAACCCACCGAGGAACACAAUGAACAAGAUCAACUGAGCGACCAAACAGAAAAGAUUGAAGAAUCACCCAAACAAGAUGAAGAGCAACAAGAACAACAAAAUGGAGAAGACCAACACCAAGAAGAAGAAUCCAAUGAUAAGGCUCCACCAUUACCAAAUCGUAAAUCAAUUGAAGUUUGUAUUCGAUUAGAUGAACCAGGUUCACCCCAAAAGUAUACAAUCACUGAACAAUCAAUUGAACAAUUAAAUACCAUUCUGAAAACUUAUGAUAAAUCUUCAACUAAUUUUCUUUUGCAAUCAAAAUAUAAUCAAUUAAAUCAUAAAUUCAACCAGAAAAACACCGAGGUUAAAGAAUCAAUUAAUACUGGCACUGAAAAUAUUAAAAGAACUUUUAAUGAUAUUAAAGCCACAGUUGGAGCAUUUGAAGAAUAUAAAAUAGAUUGGGAAUUUUGGACAAAAGUUGUUAAUGAUUAUAAUUAUGUCAUUAAUCAUGAAUCAAAUAAAUUACAUGAAUUAAUUAUGUCAGGAAUUCCUAAAGAAAUUAGAGGAAUUAUUUGGCAAUUAGUUUCAAAAUCCAAAAAUUUCCAAUUGGAAGAAUUAUAUCUUGAUCUUAAAAAUGAAGUUUCAAUUCAUGACAAGGGGAUCAAGAGAGAUUUAUCAAGAACUUCUUUCUUUACCAAUGUUGAAGCGGUUAAUAAAGGGACGGAAUUAUAUAAUGUGAUUAAAGCAUAUUCAUUAUUUGAUCCCGAGGUUGGAUAUACUCAAGGAAUGAUAUUUAUUGCCAUUCCAUUGAUUAUGAAUAUGAGUGAAGCUGAAUGUUUUUGCUUGUUGGUUACAUUAAUGAAAGAAUAUAAAUUACGGGAUUUAUUUAUACCAGAAAUGAAGGGGUUACAUUUGAUGUUGUAUGAAUUUGAUAGAUUAUUAGAAAGUUAUGCUCCGGUAUUAUAUAAUCAUUUAGUGAAACAAGGAAUUAAAUCUUCAAUGUAUGCUUCACAAUGGUUUUUGACAUUUUUUGCUUAUAAAUUCCCCCUUGAUAUUGUUUUGAGGAUUUAUGAUAUUAUUGUGACACAGGGGAUGGAAGCAGUAUUGAAAUUCGCGGUGAAUUUAAUGUUAAAGAAUGAAAGCAACUUACUAGCACUUUCAUUUGAUAAAUUAUUGGAAUUUUUAAAAGAUAAUUUAUUUAAUAUUUAUAUUAGUGAAGAAUUUAUUAAUUUUAAAGAUGAUUCUUCAAACACCACCACACCAACCAAGAAUUCCAAGCGAUUUUCAUUAUUACCUUCAUCAUCAUCAUCCCGUAAGACUAAUAAUUCUUCAAAUGUCAUUCCAACUUCUUCAUUGAAUUAUUAUAAAUUAGAUUCAUUAGUUUCUGAUUCAAUGAAAAUCAAUGUUGAUCCAAUCGAUUUAACAAAAUAUGAAAAUGAAUUUGAAGGAAUCUACAUAAAUGAAAAAUCUAAAUUAGAAGAUAUAAAACAAAUGAAAAUUGAAAAUGGCAACUUACGUAACAAGAUCAAACAAUUAGAAAUUCAAUUUAAUAAUCUAAAUCAUGAUCAUGUAGAUAUUGUUCAAACUAUGGUUGAUAUAAAAAUUAGUCUACCUGACAUCUUAAAUGAUAAUGAAGAUUUAAAAAUAUCUAUUGAACAAUUGAAUCAAGAUAUUGCGGAAUUGGAAUCAAAAAUGGUUGAUACUUCAUCAUCGGCAGCUUCAGCAGUUUCAUCAUCAAAUAAUGAAUCUCUGACACCGGGAGGUACUGCAUUGAAUUUGCCUAGUGCAAUUGAAAAUAAUAUUAUAGAAUUAUUAAAAAUUAAUGCUGAAGAAGCGGAAAAAUCUGCCAAUUUAGAAGAUGAAUUGAAUAAUUUAUUAGAUGAAGAAAUUAAAUUGGAUGAAGAAUUAAAGAAAUAUAGUAAGAAUUCUUCUAAUUGGUUUUCAAGAUGGGGUAAGAAAGUACAAUAG
Hemisphaericaspora subhashii is the source of this 2091-nucleotide messenger RNA. RefSeq names its product Gyp5p (gene GYP5). The transcript has a single exon. NCBI's taxonomy places the organism in Eukaryota, Fungi, Ascomycota, Pichiomycetes, Serinales, Debaryomycetaceae. The record is from RefSeq and is a predicted model, not a curated record. The coding region runs from base 1 to 2091 and encodes 696 amino acids.